Messenger RNA from Pectinophora gossypiella (pink bollworm), 5595 nucleotides. It is a transcript of the gene Girdin, whose product is annotated as protein Daple. Gene Ontology annotation, cellular component: centrosome; cytoplasm. The coding region runs from base 191 to 4288 and encodes 1365 amino acids. Gene Ontology annotation, molecular function: dynein light intermediate chain binding; microtubule binding. NCBI's taxonomy places the organism in Eukaryota, Metazoa, Arthropoda, Insecta, Lepidoptera, Gelechiidae. The record is from RefSeq and is a predicted model, not a curated record. The transcript has 7 exons. Gene Ontology annotation, biological process: cytoskeleton-dependent intracellular transport; cytoplasmic microtubule organization.
GAUGUUUGUCUAUGGUCUAGCGCAAUAAACGUCAAUUCGUUGUGUGGUGUUUGCAUAGUACUCGUUUGUAUUUUUGCUGCAGAUGUUCAGCAAGUUAUCUCAUCGUAUCAAUUUUGAAGGCACUUUAGAUGCCAUGUACCCUGUGCAUAUUCAAAGGAACAGGUUCCGUUCAUCCUAACAUUUAGCGAGGAUGGCCGCUUCGGGAUCUGAAAUCGAAGACUUCUUGAACGGGCCUCUCGUUUCGUGGUUGAAAUCAUGUCUGCCGAAUCCAGAAAGCAUCACAGAAUACUCAUCUCUCUCCAAUGGAGAUAUUCUCCACCAGAUCUACCUCCAGAUUGACCCAGAACCUUCCUACCACAUUACAAAAUUAGCUGGUUUGGAAGACCAAGCCCUCACUCUGGGGAAAAUUAAGAAUUUCGAUGCUAUUAUCAAAAAUGUGAAGACAUUGUAUGAGGAGGAACUGGGCAUGACCUUACUGGUGGUUCCUGAAUGUAUAUGCUUAGGCAAAGCUCCAGAGUCUAGGGAGGGAUUGGAAAAUAUGAAGUUAUUAGUUCUAUUACUUCUGGGAGCUGCAGUACAGUGCCCCAACAAAGAGCUUUUUAUCACGCGCAUCAAGGAACUAGAUUUAGAGUUGCAGCACAGCAUUGUGGAAUGUAUUAAGCAGGUUACAGAUAUGCAAACAGUAGUAUUGACACCUGAUGCAAUAGAUCUCUUCCAAUCUCCAACCAUGUUCAACCACAUGCGGAGGCUCGCUAAAGAGCGGGAUCAUUAUCUCCAAAACUGGGCUUCCAUAGUCCUUAAUGAGGGCUUGUAUGACAAUGAUAAUGAAAACAAAAAUGGAAAGAGUCGUUCUACUCAAAACGUAAAUCAGAGUAAUGGAGAAAGCCAACAUCUAGCUGUGGAACUGGCUGACUGGAAAGCUCGUUUACGAAAACAAAGACAAGAGUUAGAGGAAAAAUCGGAACAAUUGUCAGAAUGUCGUGAAGAAUUAGAGCAUACUAAGUUGGUCCUGACAAAACUACGUACUGAUAGCCAAGAAUGGUUCAAUGAAGCGAGAAAAUCUGCAGGGUAUAGGGAUGAAGUAGACGCUCUGAGAGAAAAAGCUGAUAGAUGUGAUAGAUUAGAGCAAGAAAUUCAGCGUUAUCGUGACCGCCUUGCUGACGCAGAGUAUUAUAAAACACGGGUAACAGAGUUACGUGAAGACAACAAAGCUCUUAUGGAGACAAGAGAUGCUCUAGAAGAACAACUGCUGAGGGCAAGGAAGCGAGCUGAACAGUGUCUGUCGUUAGAGGCUGCUAUGAUUAAGUUGAAGAGAGAAGCAAAUGAUAUUGCCUUGGAAAGAGAUGCUGAUCAGCGAAAAAUACAAGAGUUAAUAGAAGAAAACAACCAUCUACAAUAUAUUACCAAAUCAGUCUUGAGUGAAAGUAACAACAGUAAUUUAGAUUCUGAUAAUGAAGGCGAGAGUACAUUAGAAUCUGGCGAAAAUAGUUUAUCAGAGCAAUUGACAAGUAACGCACAAGCUAGGGCUUUAAAACUCGAAUUAGAAAACAAAAGACUUCUAUCUACCAUCGACAAUCUAAAGGAACAGUCACUGCUAGAAAGUAGUGAUAAGAUUUUAGAAUUAGAAAAAGAAAAGAAAAGAUUGACAUUGAAGUGUGAACAGCUGCAAGAAAAUUGUAAUAGAGUUGUGCAACAAAAUUCUGAGUUAGAAGAAGUUUUUAAAAAUGCUUUGGAGGAAAAUAGAAAACUACAAGAUUCCUUAGACAGUCAAAAAGUAUUUAUAGAUCGGCAAUCAAUCGAUCGAGACUCCGAAAAAAAUAAAUUACAAGACUUUGAGCGGCAUUUAGAAUCGUUGACCAAAGACAAACAACGAAUUCAAAUGUUAUGUGACUCUAUACAAAGAAGAGCUGAUGAUUUAGAAAAGACCCUGGAUGCCAGAACUAAAGAAUUGAAUACUGUUAAGCCAGAGGCUGAUAAAGUAACAGGCCUCAUAAUUCAAUCAGAGGAGCUAAAAACAAAGCUUACUUAUAGCGAGAAGGAAUCGCAUAAUCUUCAAAGAGAGGUCAACAAAUUAAGAGAAGCAGUUGAAGAAAAAGAUGUUUCACUUGACAAAUUUAGCACUGAAAUUGAACUGAAGAAAAAAGAAAUCGAAAGAUUGAGCAGAGAGCUAGAAAUCAGUCAAAACAUGAUAUGUAAACUUCAAGAUUUAGAACAGAAAGCACAAGAACUCAAAUCUCAAAAGAAAGUUGAUUCAGAGACUAUUCAAACGUUGCAGAAAGAUUUAAUAUUGGAAAAAGUAAAUUUCGACAAAUUAAGAAAUUGUAUGGACAAGCUGGGAAUCAAUGCUUCUGAAGUUAUCACUAAAGAUAUCAGUGUGGAAGAUUUACUAGAAAAGAUAAUUACUAAUUCUGACCAUGAAAUAUUAAUAUCUGAAAUAGCGGGUAAGGCUAAUUUUACAAAAUUAGUUCCUUGCGAAUGUAACCACAAGGAAAUGGAUUCUGACGAGAGUAUAGUGAAUCCUCAAAUUGAACAACUGACGUCGGAUCUGAUCGCUUUGCAAGCUUCGCUAGAAAAUUGCCAAGCUGAAAAUGCAAAACUGCAAGUAAAUAUAGCAACACUAAAUUCCCAAAACGGUUCCUUAAUUUCACAACAAAUGACUUUGCAACUUGCGAAUAGUCAACUGGCAGCUGAAAAAGAAGAGAUUGUGAAACAGCUUGAAGUGUUAAAAGACAAACAAGAUAAUCUCUUAAGGGAUCAAGUCGCUUUACAAACACUUCAUGAGCAGUUAAAUACAGAAUAUGAAAUGUUGCUUAGCGAAAGAGAGCCUGUGAAAACUACCAUUCGCGAUCUGAAAUUAGAAAAUCGAGAAUUGAAAGAGAAGUUAGAGAGUUUCGAAAAGAAAGUAGCAGAAUUUGAAUUAGAACGAGAAAACUUGAAAAUUGAAUCGAGAAACUUGACUAAUCUUCGAGCGGAGCAUUCUAAAUUGAAGGACGAUUUUAGAAACCUUUUUACUGCGAGUGAUAGAUUGAAGAAUGAAUACAGACAUAUGCAAGAAGAAUACAGAAAUCUUAGAAGUGAAGUUACACAGCUGAAAUUAAGGAAUACUGAAAUGUCAGGUGAAAUCAACACUAAAACAGAAAUCAUCACAAGUUUGGAGUUAGAAAUCAAUAAAACUAAUCAGCAUUGUGAGAUGUUAGUUCAGAUGAACAAAAGUUUGGAUGCUGAUAGACGUUCCUUGAUGGACCAUGUCUCCCAACUGUUAACUCAAUACCAUGAACUACUAGCACAUUCAUUAAAGGACAAACAACAUUAUCACGAAGAAGAAAAAAUGUUCGCUGAUAAAGUUAAUGCCCUGUGUCGCCAAAAAGAGAAACUAGAAGAGAAGAUAAUGGAACAUUAUAAAAAACUUGAUAAUUGCACGCCUAAGAGAAGAGGAUUUGGUGCAUCAUUUGUUAAAAGAGUUCGAAAGGCUGGCACGGAAUUGAUGAAUAAGGUUCCAACUAGAAACAAUAAAAGAAUAGAAGAUGCUGGUCGUUCCAAAUCACAACUAACACUAGCAGGAUCAGAAUCAGGUGAAUCAGAUCAAGGCAGUCAAGACCUAGAAAAAGUUUCAAAAAAUUCUGAUUUAGACCAGGGUUCUUCAAACCUUAGUGUUGAAUCACCAAGACAUAGUUCGGAUUCAAAUUUCAGCAGACGCUUCGAAGAUAAACUAUUGAAAAAGUCUGAUAAUGACAUGACUGGAUCUAUUCCCAGCCUAGACACUACAAGAUUGACAGGCGAGACUAAUUUCGUAAGGAGACUAUCGGCUACGUCUAUGCACAGUGGUGGAGGAGAUGACGCACUAAUAAGAGCAUCGCUUAGAAGGAGACCUCACAAAGCUGUACCACCUUCACAUAGAAACAGUUACCAGGGCCUAGAAAGUGACACAGGACUGCCAGCAGCAUCUACUCCUUCUCCUGUUUUCGGCACGGCUGGUUCACGACGCACGGUUUAUGUAGCGGAUGACAAUCCCGAUGUUAACCUAAACGCAAAACCUCAGAGUACACCACUUAAAGAAAACCCUACAUACCUGGUGUACAAUAGAAUAUCUACAGUGAUCGGUGACGGCGCCUGUCAAAGUAUGAACGAAAGAAGUGAUCUCCACCGAUCAAUGGAACAUCCGCAAUCUUCUACAGAAGACAACUUACCGGAAAGAGACCCGAGACAUGAAAGAAGAACAACUAGUCGAAGUGACAAACCAGACAAUUCAAAAGAAUCAGCAAUUUGGUAUGAAUAUGGUUGUGUGUGAAUGAUUGCCAAGAAAUCUAUGGUUUUAAACUAAAGGAUUUAAUAGAGUUGAGACUGAACCAUGAUGCCUUUUAUAGUAUACUCAACUGAAAAAGUAUGAAGAAACAUGGUUAGUAUGUGAAUGCAUAGCUCUUAUGAUGUUACUAUCAUGCAUUGGCGCUCUUAUAUUUAAAACAAGUUAUGACACUAUUAUAAUUAUGAACUGCAUAUUUAUGACACAAUGAAAUGACAGUAUUAAUUUUGGCAUUUAUUUUUAAGAAAUCAUGAUUAAUUCCCACAAGCUUUAAGAUUUGUUACAAUACUUCCAAUAAUUGUAAAACCUGAUAUUAUUCCUUACGGAUUUUUAGAUUUUAUACUCAUUGUCUUUUUGAGGCUAUUUCAAUAAUGAUAUUAUUAACAAAACAAAAUGAUAUAGGUAUUGUUUGAAAAGAAAUGCGAUUUCUAAAUGAGAUAUUUUACUGUGUAGCAGAAUAAUUUGUAAUGUUGACAAAUAUUUUGGUAAUGGUACACAUCCUUGCCAGUGAUACUGUGACAGCUACUUUUUAAGUUAUUUCGAAGUUUAAUAUUAUACUAUUUUAUCGCUAUACUUAAGCAUAAUGUGUAAUUGUACAAUAUUUUUACUAUCAUUUUAUUUUUAUCAACGAAGUGUUUUAGUUCUACUAACAUUUUAUAGUUAAGCAAUUUCUUGAAUGAACAAAAGAUUAAUUUGCAUUUGAACUUGCGACAUGUUUUGACAAUUUUUAAAUUAUAGCACAGUACAAAUGAUUGAAUAUUUAAUUUUAUGUAUCCCGACUACAACUAAUAGUGUAAAGUUUAAGUUAAUUUAAGUUUUGCUUUGUAACAUUAGUUAGAAGAGCUUAGAAAGUAAGUUAUUUUAUAUAUACAUUUUUUUAAAGGAAAAAUUGCAAAACAGCAGCUUUUAAAAUUUAAAGUGUAUCUCUACAUCAUCAAGUCAAUGUUACCUUAACUUAUUUGCACUUUUGUGCAAAGUUUUAAAAUCCAAUGUAGUGCCUUUAUGUUUACCUUGCGAUAGAAAAGCACCAGGUACGAAGUUUAUUUUCAACUAGUUUUAUUAGCUCAAUUGGUACUAAAAUAACUUAUGGUGCUAUUAUCAAUUUGUAGCAAAACAUUUCAAGUCUCUCUAUUGGAAUUGAUAAAAAAUAACAACAAACUGAUAAUUAUUUUUAAAUAUUAAACCAACAUAAUAUGUUAAAAUGUACUUAAUAAUCGCCUCUCACCGAAUUUAUACAUAUUUUAGCACAUGAUUUCCUGACCACAGGUCUUAUUAAAUAAACUUUUCAAUAAUAA